AUGGCUAAACUUCCUGAAGUGGAACACAUGCAAAAAGAGCUUGAAGGGGGUUUAAUGCAUAAGAUGUCAGAAUUUGAGGAACGGCUGAAGACUGCAUUCACUCCAAGCAGCCCCACAAUUGUCCAGCUUCGGGAUGAAUACUUGAAUUUCAAGGAAGUUGUAAGUUCAUUGCUCAGCCUUAUGCAACAGCAGAUUCGACAGUAUGUCACAAACAUAGAUGCUAUCAACAUGCACAAUCGACGAAAAGCACUACUUUUCAAUGGAGUGCCGGAGUCCCAAAAUGAUGAUCCAGAGCAAAAGUUAUUGUCAUUGUUGCAUGAUAAGAUGGGACUUUCAGACAUUAACAACUCUUCUAUUAAAAAAUGCUUCAGGCUUGGUGUUAAACAUGGCAGCCAGCCAAGGCCUCUUGUUGUGUACUUCUAUGACCAUAAAAUUAAGACCAAGUUCCGCGUGGCGCCCCGCAUGGUUUUGCUGGACUGCUCCAAGCUGCAGCUGGGGAGAGGCCGGCGCGACGACUCGGUGGCGGCCUUCAGACGCCGUCUGGAGGUGUUCCGCGAGCUCAGCCUCCCCAUGCUCAAGACCCUCGACCAGCAACACAGACUCGUCAUAGUCGACGGUGACACGGACUCGCCAGAAGUGCAGGAGGAGUUCACACGGGUCCUGCUAGAAGAGAUGGAGAAAGCGGAAGCGAUUGCCGAGAUGCCACCUGACGGAGCGGAAGUGACGCAUGCGAGUGUACAGUCGCGCGCACAGAUCGAGCACACUACGGAGUCCAGCGCUCUGCAACAUCGUGCCGCCAACGGCCUGGCAAACGGAACCGGGCCUCUGCACAACGGAACCGCUCUCAACGGCUUCGUUGGCAACAACAAGAUUAAACCGAUAGUGAACAACGCGCCCAAGAUACCGACCAUCUCGCAGAUGACGCAGGACGACGUGAACAGACUGUACCGGCAGCACCCACGGGAGGUUUCCCUCAAUUCGAAUCAUAUA
Molecule: messenger RNA, 990 nt
Organism: Iphiclides podalirius (scarce swallowtail)
Lineage: Eukaryota; Metazoa; Arthropoda; Insecta; Lepidoptera; Papilionidae
Source: the annotation of a GenBank genome assembly